Paramecium pentaurelia is the source of this 1326-nucleotide messenger RNA. Lineage: Eukaryota; Ciliophora; Oligohymenophorea; Peniculida; Parameciidae. The record is from the annotation of a GenBank genome assembly.
AUGUUUAAUAUAGUAGGAGAACUUUGGAAAGCAUAAUAAUUUGCAAUGUAUGAAUGCUGUUUCGAAGUUCCAUAAACAUUCUAUUUGCAAGGUAGCAAAAUAUCUCAUUAUUUUACCAGUUCAUAAUGUUCUGGUAAAAUAUUGAAAAAAAGAAAAGAGAAUGUUACUUUAAAAAGUAUAUUGGACACAUUCAAUUCUAAAGAAAAGUAUGUGUGUUCAUUUUAGAGAUUAUUGAAUAAGAAAGAUGUUUAAUUUAAAUAUUUAACACGUAAUGAACUUGAAGCACUUAUAUCUGACAUCACUAAUUUUUCAGAACUAUAUUAAGAUGUGAUCAUUUAAUAAAUAUACUCAAGUGAAAACUUUAUUACAUAUUCUCGAUAAGGUCAUGUUACUUUAAUUUAAUAAAGGAUACCUUUAUCGUUAGAACCAUUGAUUACUUUGAAAGAUAGUUAAUUUGCAUGUGAAAAAGUUUUAUUUGAAACAAGAGUAAAUAAAAUAGGAAUUACAAUUGAAAAAUUAAUUAGUCUAAAUGAAAGUUAAAAAGUAAAUGAAAUUGAAUUAUUUAUGAAAUAUGUUGGAGAUAAAUUAAUUAUUAUGUGGAACACCAAUAUUUAAUGUAAAAAUAUUAAAAGAACUCUUAAUUUCAUUAAUUCAUUUAAUUAUUUACAUAAUUAAGAAUAGUUUGAAUAGUUUUAACCAAAAAAAUAAGUAACAGAUGAAAUCACUAUGAUUUAAUGUUUUAGUUGUAGAAAAUUAACUAAAGUUAAUGAUACAUUUGAAGUAUUGAAAAAUAGAAUUUGGAAGAUAAGAAUGCAUAGAAAUCUUCAUCAUUUGAAUGAUUAAAAAUUACAUUUAGAUGUAACAGGAAGAAUUGUACUAAAAUUUGAUGAAUUUCAAUUUGUGAGAGUAUGUGGAUUAUGCUAUAAUAGUUUUAUUGAAACAAUUUCAAAUAAUAAUACUAAAAAUGAAAAUACUUAAAGGAAAUUGACACAAAAAUAAUAAGAUCUAUAAUCAUUUAUGUAGUAAAAUGGCCCUAGAAGGAAAUUGUUUAAAAUUAAUGAUAAUUAAACUUAUUUGGGAAGUCGUACAAAUAGUGCUUAAAUAAAGGAUAAGAGAAUGACACCAUAAAUAAUGAAUUCUACAUUUGAUGAGAAUUAUGAUAGCAUUUAAAAUUAAAGAAUAGAAAUAGAUGAUGAAUUUGAUUAAUUAUUAAAUGAAGUUAAAAAUGAUAUCAGAAGUUCUUACUAAUCAAAUAAAAUAAUGAUUAAUAAAACUAGAAUACAAAGUGCUUAAAACAAUCACAAAUUUAAAUUAUAUUACUAAUGA